AUGCCCCAAGCAAGCAGCCUUCCCGCGUGGAGUGAGCUCCAGCAGCACCGCGACACGGUAGGCAAGUCCUUCGUGCUCAAGGAGGCCUUCGCUGCGGACCCCAAGCGCUUCGAAAAGUUCACCCGCACCUUCACCCUGCCCGGCUCUGUCUCCUCCUCCGGCAAGCCCACAGACAUUGUCUUCGACUUCUCCAAGAACUUCCUGACCGAUGACACCCUGGACCUCCUGACCAAGCUGGCCUCCGAGGCUGGCGUUGAGAAGAAGCGUGACGCCAUGUUCAACGGUGAGAAGAUCAACUUCACCGAGGACCGUGCCGUAUACCAUGCUGCCCUGCGGAACGUUGGCCUCGAGGGCCAGCCUUGGGAUCUGAAAGUCGAUGGCGUGGAUGUCAUGGGAACCAAGGGCGGCGUGAACGACGUCCUGGCCCACAUGAAGGAGUUCUCCGAGCAGGUGCGCAGUGGAGAGUGGAAGGGCUUCACAGGAAAGAAGCUGACCACCAUUGUCAAUGUUGGUAUUGGUGGAUCUGACUUGGGUCCCGUUAUGGUCACCGAGGCCCUCAAGCACUACGGUGCUAAAGACCAGACCCUGCACUUUGUGUCCAACAUUGACGGCACCCACGUCGCAGAGGCCCUCGCCAACGCCGACGCCGAGACAACCCUCUUCCUGAUUGCCUCCAAGACCUUCACCACCGCUGAGACCACUACCAACGCCAACACGGCAAAGAGCUGGUUCCUCGAGAAGACAGGCGGCAAGGGCGACAUCGCGAAGCACUUCGUAGCCCUGUCCACCAACGAGUCCGAGGUCACCAAGUUCGGCAUCGACAGCAAGAACAUGUUUGGUUUCGAGAGCUGGGUCGGUGGGCGGUACUCCGUCUGGAGUGCAAUCGGCCUCUCCGUCGCGCUCUACAUCGGCUAUGACAACUUCGAGAAGUUCCUGGCUGGUGCGCACGAGAUGGACAAGCACUUCCGCUCUGCAGCUCUCAAGGACAAUAUCCCUGCCAUCGGUGGUCUCCUGAGUGUCUGGUAUAGCGACUUUUACAACGCCCAGACACACCUGGUCGCUCCUUUCGACCAGUAUCUCCACCGCUUCCCCGCCUACCUCCAGCAGCUCUCCAUGGAGUCCAACGGCAAGACCACCACCUCUGACGGCACUUCGGCCAAGUAUACGACCGGUCCCAUCCUCUUCGGCGAGCCCUGCACCAACGCCCAGCACUCUUUCUUCCAGCUCGUCCACCAAGGCACCAAGCUGAUUCCCACCGACUUCAUCCUGGCUGCCAAGUCGCACAACCCCGUGUCCGACAACCUGCACCAGAAGAUGCUUGCCUCCAACUAUCUUGCGCAGGCCGAGGCCCUGAUGGUCGGCAAGACCGUGGAGCAGGUCAAGGCUGAGGGUACAUCGGACGACCUGGCGCCCCACAAGGUCUUCCUUGGAAACAGGCCCACGACAAGCGUGCUGGUUGGCGGCCACAUUGGUCCGGCCGAGCUGGGCGCUCUCAUUGUCUACUACGAGCACCUCACGUUCACGGAGGGCGCUGUCUGGGACAUCAACAGCUUCGACCAGUGGGGAGUCGAGUUGGGUAAGGUGCUGGCCAAGAAGAUCCUCAAGGAGCUGGACGAGGAGGGCACCGGGUCCGGCCACGACGCCAGCACUGGUGGCUUGAUCGGAGCUUUCAAGAAAUACUCCAGCUUGUAA
This is a messenger RNA of Diaporthe citri, 1692 nucleotides long. RefSeq lists its product as uncharacterized. Gene Ontology annotation, cellular component: cytosol. The record is from RefSeq and is a predicted model, not a curated record. Gene Ontology annotation, molecular function: monosaccharide binding; glucose-6-phosphate isomerase activity; carbohydrate derivative binding. Gene Ontology annotation, biological process: glucose 6-phosphate metabolic process; glycolytic process; gluconeogenesis. Lineage: Eukaryota; Fungi; Ascomycota; Sordariomycetes; Diaporthales; Diaporthaceae. The transcript has 3 exons. Bases 1 to 1692 code for a protein of 563 amino acids.